AUGGCUGCUUCGGUUAAAAUCGACCAACUUACUGGUGAUAAUUAUGAUACAUGGAAGAUCCAUAUGCGGGCUAUUUUGAAGAAAAAUGACCUGUGGGAUUAUGUGUCGGGCGCGAUACCGAAGCCUGCGAAAACUGACGCCAAGUUUGCCGAGUGGUGUAAAAUGGACGGUAAAGCCGAGUCGGACAUUUUGUUAGCUGUUAGCCCGAGCGAGUUAAUAGCACUGGAUGGAUUAGAUACUUCUAAACCUAUAUGGGACAAAUUAAAAUCAAUGUACCAGUCUAGUGGACCGGCACGGAAAGCAUCUUUAUUAAAGAAACUUGUCCUGACUCGUAUGCAAGAAGAAGAUGACUUGCGUAAACACAUAGCAGAUUUUUUCGAUGCUGUCAAAAAAUUAAAAGAAAUUGGUCUCGUAGUUAUUGAUGAACUGCUUGCUAUAUUAUUAUUGUACAGUUUACCCGAAUCCUUUACAAUGUUUCGUACGGCUAUGGAGUCACGGGAUGAUUUACCAUCUACAGAAAUAUUAAAAGUUAAAAUUAUUGAGGAUUAUGAAGGCAGAAAAUCGAAGGAGUCUGAUCAAGGGGCAUUGUUUGUGAAGCGUAACAAGGUGCAUACUUAUAAGAAAGGCGAAACGUACGUAACUAAAAACAAAAAUAAAAGUGAAUGUUAUCGUUGCGGUCGCUAUGGGCAUUAUGCGAAGGAAUGUAGAAGUAAGUACAUAAAGAAAACAAAACAAAGUGCGCAACAGUUAGAACGAAAAACUAGUGAACAGAAACACACAGGUAGUAUUAAUACAAUGCUUAGUACCACUGAAGAAGUGAUGUCAGGUGAACAUAAAAGUCAUGUGUGGUGCAUCGACAGCGGGUGCACAGGACAUAUGUGCAAUGAGAAGCAAAAAUUAAAGGGAUUUACGUAUGUAGACAGUGAAUUAAAUUUGGCCAAUAAUGAGAGCUCACGAAUUGCUGGAAAAGGUAAGGUGAGCAUUAAUAUGGACACAGGCCGCUGCCUGUGUCCACAUUAA
Messenger RNA from Parnassius mnemosyne (clouded apollo), 1020 nucleotides. The record is from the annotation of a GenBank genome assembly. NCBI's taxonomy places the organism in Eukaryota, Metazoa, Arthropoda, Insecta, Lepidoptera, Papilionidae.